This is a messenger RNA of Colletotrichum truncatum, 675 nucleotides long. The record is from RefSeq and is a predicted model, not a curated record. NCBI's taxonomy places the organism in Eukaryota, Fungi, Ascomycota, Sordariomycetes, Glomerellales, Glomerellaceae.
AUGACGGGUGUAGUCGGUCUGCUACACCGGAAUAAUCUUGAACCACGCAUUGUAUACGAGGGCAACAACGAGGGCAACAACGAGGGCAACAACGAGGGCAACAACGAGGGCAACAACGAGGGCAACAACGAGGGCGACAACGAGGGCGACAACGAGGGCGACAACAAGGACGACAACAAGGACGACAACGAGGGCAAAAACGGGGAGCGGGGCUGCAGGCCUCAGUACGAGAUCCACCUCACUCGAGGACCUUGUAGCGUCCCUCAACUGGGGAGACUCACGGGGAUCCAAUUCAAACCCUCGUCGUGGGAGAAGAAUGUUAUAUUGCAUGGUCUUGAACCACGCAUUGUAUACGAGGGCGACAAGAAGGGCGAUAACGAGGACGACAACGGGGGCGAUAACGGGGGUUAUUUAGGCAAGUGUGUCCCGAAAUGCUGGAACGAUUUUGAUAUCGAGAUAUCCCCCGUCCUCGAGGACCUUGUAGCGUCCCUACCUCGCAGAGCGGGGCUGCAGGCCUCAGAGAAGAAUGUCAUACUGGAUGGUCUUAAACCACGCAUUGUAUACGAGGGCGACAACAAGGGCGACAACAAGGACGAUAACGAGGGUAAUAACAGGGGUUAUUCAGGCAUCGAGAUCUCCCCCUUUCUUGAGGGCCUUGUGGCGUCCCUCGACUAG